Molecule: messenger RNA, 11014 nt
Organism: Coregonus sp. 'balchen'
Lineage: Eukaryota; Metazoa; Chordata; Actinopteri; Salmoniformes; Salmonidae
Source: the annotation of a GenBank genome assembly
AGAGCACUGAAUAUGGCGGCCUGCAUCUGAUGGCAAAAGAAGAAUCUGACGCGAAUACCUUCUCGAAACUGUGAGUACUGCGUUGUGUGGGUUUCAUGAUAACUUCCAGAUAUAGUUUAUCGAAUUUGCGCUCUCAUCUAGGCCUACUGGUUUAUGUAGGCUAUUUACGAAGGCUGAGGAAGCAGAGAUUAAACGUAAACAAUGAGUAGUACGCCAUGAGCUCGGUGUGUAUUUUUCAUGGCACAUUUUGGCUCUGGUAGCCUAUUCCCUGGACUCUACUGCUGCACAGUGGGCGCUAUUGGUGUUUACGAUGGUCACAUUCUUUCAGAGAAAGAGAUCAUAAUAAUAAUAAUAAUAAUAAUAAUAAUAAUAAUAAUAAUAGUGGAAAUAUGAUCGAGGCACAUGGUCCAUUUCUAAAUCGAAAUAUUAGUUCCUAGCUGACAUCAUUGACAGGAACAGAGAAUGAUGAUAAAGGGAAAAGGAAACGCAUCACAUACGCCGAUGUUUUAUUUGGUAAAUUGAUUGCCAACACACGUUAGUAUGUUGUUAUUUCCACUUUAUUGUUUUAUUUACAGUAGGCUUGCCGUAUUUCCCCAAAACUUAUUUGCACAGGGUUGUCUUUGAUAAACAAUGAGUCAAUCAAUAGGCUUUUCUUUAUCUAAGAGAAUGCUUUAACAGUUGCCUAUCUAUUUACCCCGUUUUACAAUAUAUAUUAAUGAAUUAAAUAAUUAUUAACGAAAGAUAAAGGCAUCUUUUUCUCAUUUCUAAAUUGCUGUGAACCUCUCUUCUGUUAACGCCCACUUCUGAGGAGUGCAGCCACUCGAUAUGGACACGCCCCCUACAGUCGUUUUAAUCAGACACCAUUCACCUCAUGUCAUACAGUUUUUACAUUUACAUUUUAGCAGACGCUCUUAUCCAGAGCGACUUACAGUUAGCGAGUGCAUACAUUUUUCAUACUGGCCCCCCGUGGGAAUCGAACCCACAACCCUGGCGUUGCAAGUGCCAUGCUCUACCAACUGAGCUACAGGAAGUCUACAAUGGAUCAAAUAGAGAUUUGAUGGUGUAACAUCAAGGGUUCUUAAAGGGUAGGUAACAUAAACGGAACCACAUGUAACAUGUGGAUUUGCAUUAGUAUUACACAUGAAAAGUUCCCAUGCAAAGUUACACCUCACUUUUCUAUUUUUGGAGUUAUGACAUAAAACCGAUCAGAAUUUCCGAAGAAUGCCGAAGUCAUGUCGGAAAAUGUUUUUCCAGAGUGUGAUGUAAUAUGGAGGACCCUGCAAGCAAACCUAUUCCCUAAAAUGUAAACUCCAAAAAUAAUAUCUUCAGGUGUAUAACUUCAAAUUAAACCAAAUCGUUGGCACUCAUGACUACUGGUUUCAAUUACUUUCAGCCAACUUACAAGCAAAUACUUUAUGAAUUUAUUUUUACAAAUCAACUUGCAAGGUUGCUACCUGCUAACAUUAGCCCUACUAGCCUGCUAAUGGUAGCCUUAUUACGUUAGCAGUGCAUGAGUCAGUCAGAUGCUAUCAACACCUAGCUUACAGCUUCAUUUAAAGUAAACCAAAGUCUUGGAAAUAUAUAACACCAUACAACCAGUUAUCAAUGAAUGUUCGCUAUAUGCAGUUAUCUUCGCCAGCAAGCUAACCAGCCAGCUAACGUUAGCUAUUUAGCCAACUAGCUAUUAGCCUAGCCAGCCUAUCCAACCACCACAGUUACGGUCGGCAAGCUAGAGCCCUCCUACUGGAGUCCAGCUAGAACACAACUAACACAACUAAAACAUAACCGCAGAUUAAAAGCAAAGAGAAAGCAGAUACUUACAGAUUGAUGGUUGGGGCCCAUCCGAUGCAAACACUUUUAAAAGAGUGCAGGCUGAGUUAGCUACCAAAGCGAGGGGGAGGCGGGCCGAAAUCCAAACUAGUUGGAUUUCAGAUGUCAGUCAGCUAGCGCGCUAGCACUAAGCCAAUGUUGGAAAAGUUGCAAAACUUGUGAACUGUGUGAAUUGUACCAUUUUCCUGUCUUGCUAAGCAUUCAAAAUGUAACAAAUACUUUUGGGUGUCAGAGAAAAUGUAAAAAGUACAUUAUUUUCUUUAGGAAUGUAGUGAAGUAAAAUUUGUCAAAAAUAUAAAUAGUAAAGUACAGAUAACCCCCCCAAAAUACUUAAGUAGUACUUUAAAGUACUUUUACUUAAGUACUUUACACCACUGCACAGCCACAAAGUCCGUGAAUAGCAUGAGGUGUGGCUAACGUUAGCCAGCUUGGCUGAACUCGGUAGCACAGAGUACAUCCUCCAUAUGACGUUGAGAAAUUGUGGGUAGUUUAGAAGUUAUCCAGAAGUAAGUUAAUAAAUAUGUAAUAACCCAAAAACAUAACUAUGUUUGUAGUUCUAGGUAACCAGAUCGGGACUACAACUACGUUACUAAGUCUUUGGCCGUGCUGUGGUAAGUAAAAACUCAUGCUUGCUACCCUUUAAACUUUUUCAGCUCCAAACCCAAAUAAGAAAUUGACGGUCCUCCUGUGACCCAAAUCGUCCUACAACAACCCAAAUUAAUAAUACAUAGUGUGUGAUAAUAGAUGUAUUCUCAUGACCUCUGACAUGCCCAGGCCCAUAGUUUAAGAAACCCUAUGUUACAGGUUAGUAAAAAUAGAACAUUUGAAGAACAACCUUCUUUCCUAUGACAACAACAACUGAACAAUAGAACAAUAAUCCCUUAGUGGUGUUUCUGUCAUAUUCCUCUUCUAAAUCAAAGCUGUAUAUCAGUACUGUACUGUUUAUGAUGAUGGACUACUAGUAUAACCAUCCUUCUAUAUAUUAUAACCAUUUAGUAUAAUAUUAUUAAUGUCAGUAUUAUUUAGUAUGAUAUUAUUAAUGUAGCAGUAUUAUUUAGUAUGAUAUUAUUAAUGUAGCAGUAUUAUUUAGUAUGAUAUUAUUAAUGUCAGUAUUAUUUAGUAUGAUAUUAUUAAUGUAGCAGUAUUAUUUAGUAUGAUAUUAUUAAUGUAGCAGUAUUAUUUAGUAUGAUAUUAUUAAUGUAGCAGUAUUAUUUAGUAUGAUAUUAUUAAUGUCAGUAUUAUUUAGUAUGGUAUUAUUAAUGUCAGUAUUAUUUAGUAUGGUAUUAUUAAUGUGUCUGUAUUAUUUAGUAUGGUAUUAUUAAUGUAGCAGUUUUAUUUUCUUUACUGUGGUUCCCCCCAAGCUAAGAAACAGUGUUAGAUGCUCUUUCUGACCCUCCGAAAUGCCUGGACAUUACACACAGAUAUUACUGUAUAUAUUAUUUUGGUUUAGAAACAAGUUGUCAGUGAUCUACUCCUGGGCAUUUCCAUCUAAAAGGACCCAUGAGCACCAACAUGUGAAGUUCAUAGAAGCAUGUCAAAUUGGGUGUCAGAUGAAAGCUAAGAGUCUAUGUUUUUGAGAAAUUAAGGCAUAUAUACAUUCUUCAACCAUUUUCCAUCCUAAAAAUGUGGAAUAAGCAAAGGUUUUGAUUUCUGGUCAAGCAGAGGAAAAAGGGUUCUUAGACAACAUCUACCAGAAAAAGUCCUAAGAAGUAUUAGAAAUACAUCAAAACACAAUAAUGUUGAAAUAAGACCCCUGCCAACUAAUAUCAACACUUAUAUUUAGUUUUGGAGAAAUGAUUUGCCUUCUGUACGUUUAAUAACAUUGCCUUGUGACUUCCCACUGGGCACAGAUGUCAGUUCAACGUGUAAUUUGUAUUUACAUUUUGUUGAGUUGUCAACUAACGUGAAUUCAACAAAAAUGUAGGUUAAAAGUUGGGUUAAAAAAAGGCAAAACGGUAAUAACUUUUUGCAAAUCCAAUCAGUUUUCGACGCUGAUUCAAUGUCAUCACUUAAAUAAAUGACAUGGAAACAACGUUGAUUAAACCAACUUUUGCCCAGUGGGUUUUAAUUCCGUUACCAAAAACCCACAUCUUUUAGAUAAAAGUUCACAAAAGUAACAAGUAAAGGUAGACCGACCAACGGAAUUACCGAAAAAUCUGUAAUGGAAUUACUGCAAUUGAAUUGGCUACAAUGGGAAAUCAUAGUAGUCACAAACCACAGUUGGGUCACCUGCUAAUGUCCUUCCUUCCACUGACAUACUGUUAUGUUCAGCUCAUAACUGUUUUCUGCCGUCUGGUGGUCAAAGCAAGACUGUGAAAACAUUCUGGACAACCUCUUUCUUUCUUUCUUUCUUUCUUUCUUUCUUUCUUUCUUUCUUUCUUUCUUUCUUUCUUUCUUUCUUUCUUUCUUUCUUUCUUUCUUUCUUUCUUUCUUUCUUUCUCUUUCUUUCUCUCUUUCUCUGUCUCUCUCUCUCUCUCCAGUUAAUGUCAUCUCUACUGGCUCUUACUGAUACCUACCUACCAGGGCUGGGAAUUGCCAGGGACCUCACGAUACGAUAUUAUCACGAUACUUUGGUGCCAAUACAAUAUGUAUUGCGAUUUGAUACUGUUAAUUUAUUGCGAUUUGAUGUUCUAAACAUAUUGCUCGCCAUACUGCAUUGUAUGUCUGCUGCAGAGAGACGAGAUAGAGUUAUGAGAAAACACGUUUUGAACAAUCAUGGAAAUAAAUUGCUGAAAACAAAUUGGCUCCCUAUUUAAAAAGAAGAUGGAGAACAAGCUAUGAAGGGAAAAAAACAGGAGUUUUGGUGCAGGUACAGCCAACUAGUGCAACAUUUUUAUUUUGCGAUAUUGUCAAAACGAUACGAUAAAUCGUGAAAAAUUAUAUCCCGAUAUGUGUCUGUAUGAAUUUUUUUUAUUUUUACAUCAUCACUACUACCUACCCUCUUUCCAUUUACUGUAACAAGCAUCCUUACCCACUGAGCACUGACCGACACCGGAUGUCCAUUGACGUUGAAAAUUAGUUGAAAUUGAAUCAAUCUGCCCUGGCCGGACCGAAUCUGAACCAAUCAUAGAUAUAUAUGUUUCACAAGUUUGUACAGCACAGUAGAGAACAGUACAGUAGAGUUCAGUAGAGAACAGUACAGUAAAGAACAGUUCAGUAGAGAACAGCACAGUAGAGAACAGUACAUUAAAGAGAAGUAUAGUUCAGUAGAGAACAGUACAGUAGAGUUCAGUAGAGAACAGUACAGUAGAGAACAGUACAGUAGAGAACAGUACAGUAGAGUUCAGUAGAGUACAGUAAAGAGAAAUAGAGUUCAUUACAAUUAAAGCACAGUAGAGUACAGUAUAAUCGACUGUAUUGUACUGUACUCUACUGAACAGAUCUACUUUACUGUACUGUACUGAAUUCUACUGUGCUGUACUUUACUGUACUGUUUUGUACUGUGAUGUCCAAACUUGUGAAACUUAGACGUCUAUGAUUGGUUCAGAUUUGGUUUGGUCCGGACCAACCAAAUGUGGUCUUGUUUGGGGGCGGAGCUCAUUACAAUAAUAGCCAGUGUUUAGAAUAAUACCCAAAUAUGCAAAAGGAGGAUAUUGCAUAUUUCUACCUCAGUGUACCUAUUCAGGAUACAUCACCAUGAAGAUAAUUAUAUUCAUAUCCAUAAUUAUGCAUUUCUGUAUAGUACAGAUCAGGGACCCAUGAUGUAAACCCGUUACCGUAAUUCUGUUUACGGAUGUAAAUCCACUUCACCUACUGUAGUUCAAUAACCAACAUUUGUUGUGAAAUUGACUGUAAAUUGUUCAAAGUAUAGCUGUAUGGUUGGUUAAACUUUGAAAAUCAAUGGUUUUUGUUUGGCAUACAUUUUAAAGUGAAAAGUUGGAGUCAAAGCGUAAUUCCGUUAUUGUGGAAUUGCCUUCCGCCAGUAAUAAGGAAGCAGACCUAACUAAAACACUAGCACUUCCUCUCCUGUUGUAAAGUGGGGACAUCUCCACUCCAAUGGGAUCCUUUCUGUCCUGGGGGCGUGGCCCUCCUGAAUGGAACGGGGCCUCGGCCAAUGAGAAGACAGACAUCAUCUGUCUGUUAAUGAGAGGUUCUGGAAUCCUUUUCAUGUUAGAGUUCUAGACUCCCCCAGACAGACUCCCCCAGAUGUACAUGGCUUAAUGGCCUUUUACAGAGGCUAGGAAUCUUUAUGGCUGGGGCAAGCUCAAUGGGAUCCACAUCUAAGAAGGGGAGGGAGGGAGGAGGGGAGCGAGAGAGGGUGAGGGGCUGGGGAGAUAGGGAGAUAGGGGCUAGGGAGAUAGGGGCUGGGGAGAAGGACAGAGAGCUGUUGCACUGCAAAACCUAAACCUGACAUUUUUUUGGCUCAGCGGAGAUGUUGAUAGAGAGAGAAUUCCUUCUUAAUUUUCCGUCACAUGGAUUUAAUUGGGACUUUACUGGUUAACUGGAUGUCUUCUCACCUUGAGCGUCCUCUUUGGUGAUUGGUUUGAUCUUGAGAAUGUAAGAUAUCUGGGCUCCAUUGCUGUCUCAUUGUUUACCUACCUAAACCAGCUUGUCUAGUUGGCUGUGGGUGUUUCCUUUCCUCCUAUGUGGCAUUGUUUAGUACCUUGCACCGAGAGAAUGACUGGAUUGGAUGUGCACGUACACUACUUUAGAACAGGUUAUGAUUGUUAGACAACACUAGUUAUUAUUCUCCACUGUUUCCCAAACCAUUGGUUCUGUCUGUCUGUCUGUCUGUCUGUCUGUCUGGAGGCGGACGCUUCAGUCUUCAGCCUGGAUCAUGUUAUUUGUAGAAAAAAGGUUAUGUCUGGGGGGUUUUCUAUGCAUUGAACAGAUCUUCCUUUUGUCUACCUCCUGUUACUACUUUGGACGUGAGUUAAAGCCACUCCUUUCAUGUCAGUAGAAGCUGUUCAAAGUGUCCUAACGCAUCUGGCUAGUUCAAGAGCAUGGACUCCAGUCUUACUGUAGUGUACUGUACUGUGGAUAAAAGUGUCUGCUAAAUGGCAUAUAUUACUUUACCGUCCACAGCCAUGACAGCUGUGACCUCAUCACUUCUCCAAAUACUCUUUGAUCUUCAUAAACCUGCACGGUCCGGAGGCCCAGUAAAUUAUUACACUGUCUGUCAAUGUGAUGAAAUCCACUUACGGCUUUCAUUCCCUCAGAAUGCGUUCAUCAUGAUUAACGCUGAUCCUUUUCCUUCGGCGUUCCGAGCUUCUGAUGCUUUAGUUUCUGUGGAAUGAAGAUGAUUAAAAAUUCCGCUCCAUUUCAGUUGUUGCUGUUAGAUAUUUUCUUUGUGUGUUCUCUUGCUUUUUCCCCACUACUGAAACAAGCUGUGGGUAUAGAUAUUGCCUGCUGGACCAACCUAGAAAGAGGGCCCUGCCUAACUCUGCUUGUCUCCCUUGUUUAAAAGGUAUCUUGACCUCAAUGGAACUUCCUGGUUAAAUGAAGGUUAAAAAAAAAACAUACAUUGGGAUUUCCUGGUUAAAUACAAGUAAACAAAUAAAUGUCUCUCUCUGUGUAUCUGCUGUAGGAGCUCAGCACAGCGUCGGUAGUGGCACAUUGACCAGUCUGUGCCCCGUCUGUGGUCCCUUCACCUGGCACCUGGUGGUACCAUCGGUCAACAUGGGCCGAACACCUCAGAAAGGUCAUCACUUUUUUGAUGCUUUGUAUUGGAUUGUAUUAUUUUCUAUUAUAUUCUGUUCUACUCUACUCUAAAGUGUAUUAAUAAGAGGUUGAAUUGUCUCCUUUUCAGAGCCAAAAGAAGAGAAGGGGGAGAAACCUGAGAGAAGUAACCCCUCUCCAGGAACAGGUCCCCCGUCUCUGGAUAAAUCUAAUGGUAUUAAACAAUGUUCUUCUCUGUCACAAUAUAGUGUAAUCUAAGAUUUUCAGAUAGUUUGAACUAUGCCCUUUUCUUUUGCCAGAACCCUUCAGUUGGGAGGAGUACCUUAAGGAAACGUCAUCCACUGCUGCCUCUCCCAGUUGUUUCAGACAGGUAGAUAUGACCUAAUAACUACAACACUAAAGGCUGCUUUAGGAAGUGGUUUUUGACUUGUGUCCAAUGCCAAAUCAACCCCUAACCCCCCAUGCAUUCCUAGAUCUGAGAGGAUUAGAAAAGGUGUCAACAAUUUGGUAACAUUAGGUUUAGAUAAAACUCUGCCCAACAUUAGGUUUAAAUAAAACUCUGCCCAACAUUAGGUUUAAAUACAUUUUACAUUUUUACAUUUUAGUCAUUUAGCAGACGCUCUUAUCCAGAGCGAUUUACAGUUAGUGAAUGCAUACGUUUUUUUUUUUACUCUGCCCAACAUUAGGUUUAGAUAAAACUCUGCCCAACAUUAGGUUUAAAUAAAACUCUGCCCAACAUUAGGUUUAAAUAAAACCCUGCCCAACAUUAGGUUUAGAUAAAACUCUGCCCAACAUUAGGUUUAAAUAAAACCCGCCUAACAUAACAUUAGGUUUAGAUAAGCAAGUAAAUCCGUUAUUGACUGUUCCAUUGUCCUCCUGUCUCCCCCAGUCCCGUUUCCCUCCCAGUAACGACUUCAAGGCUGGUAUGAAGCUGGAGGCCCACGACCCUCGGAACAACACGUCCGUCUGCAUCGCCACGGUGAUGGGUAUGAUGGGUACUCGUCUGCGUCUCCGUCUGGACGGGAGUGACAACACCAACGAUUUCUGGAGACUGGUGGACUCCUCAGACAUCCAGCCUAUAGGGACCUGUGAGAGGAAAGGGGACAUGCUGCAGCCACCUCUGGGUAAGGCUACAUAGAGAGAUAUUACAUGUUAUAAGACUUCAUAAAGGUUUAUUAGACAUCCAGCCAAUAGGGACCUGUGAGAGGAAACAUGCUGAAACCCCUGCUGGGUAAGGGCUGCACUAUGUCCUGAAAUGUGCUACAUAGAAAUAACAAAUUAUAACAUAUUAUACCAAAACAUAUUAUAACAUAUCAUAUUAUAACAUAUUAUAACAUAAUAUAACAUAUUAUAACAUAUUAUAACAUAACAUAUUAUAACAUAUUAUAACAUAAUAUAACAUAUUAUAACAUAAUAUAACAUAAUAUAACAUAUUAUAAUAUAUUAUAACAUAUUAUAACAUAUUAUAACAUAUUAUAACAUAACAUAUUAUAACAUAACAUAUUAUAACAUAUUAUAACAUAAUAUAACUAGGGCUGUCAAAAAUAGCGCGUUAACGACGUUAAUUAGUUGUUUGCUGUUAAUUACGUCAAUUUUUUUAACGCAUUUCACGCAUGCGCAGUGUGACAAAUUAUUCAGGUCAGGAAAGUGGUUGGGAGCUAGAGGCGAGAUGGAGCAAGGUGAGCAAAGUGGGCCUAUUGACGGAUUCAAAUAUAAAAAGAAUGAUGAUGGUACAGUUAACAAGUACAAGGUUAUUUGCAAGAUUUGUAAGAAGGAGUUUCAAUUUCACCGGAGCUGUUCAAGCUUGAAGUACCAUGUCAACGCCAAACAUGCGUUUGCUGGGCCGUCAGAUUCAGCAAGUGGUUUGCGCCAGACCACGCUGAAUGUUUGCAGGCAAUUAACAUAAUCAACCUCAGAUAAUUUGACCAACACAAUAGCAAAAUGGAUUGCAAAGGAUUGUAGAUCCAUUAGCAUUGUAGAAGACUCAGGUUUCCUUGAUGUUUUGCAAGUGGCGUCUCAAGACUCAUUCUAUAAGCCACCGUCAAGAGCCACAGCCACAGCCAAAGACAAAUAUUAUGGUGUGUAGUAUGUUUCAGCUUGAUUUAAAACACCAUUAUUUGGCUGUGUUAAUAAACAGACAUAAUAUGAAAAUUAUGUAUCUGUGUCCUGUUAUUUAUCUUUUGGUAUGCAUUUCAGAAAAAAAAUGGUUAGGAUUCAGGUGUAAUUGCAAAUAGUGAUUAAUCAUGAUUAAUCCACUGAAAAUUCUGAUUAAUUUGAUUAAAAAUUUUAAUCAUUUGACAGCCCUAAAUAUAACAUAAUAUAACAUAUUAUAACAUAUUAUAACAUAAUAUAACAUAUUAUAACAUAAUAUAACAUAAUAUAACAUAUUAUAACAUAUUAUAAUAUAACAUAUUAUAACAUAUUAUAACAUAUUAUAACAUAUUAUAACAUAUUAUAACAUAUUAUAACAUAAUAUAACAUAACAUGCUUAUAACAGCAAUAAAGCAGCAAUAUAUGUAAUCUUUACCUUUAUCUUUGACUUGUCUUUAGGCUUCAGAAUGAAUGCCUCCUCGUGGCCUAUGUUCCUCCUGAGAACCCUGACUGGAGCAGAGAUGGCUCCAGCCACAGCUUUUAAAAAAGUAAAGUCACAAAGAAAAAUGAAACAUUUUCGAUUCACAUUGGACCAUAAAGCUGUAUUGUACUGUAUUGUAUUGUACUGUUUUGAUUUACUGAUGUACGUACAUCAAUGAUUUACAUGUGUGUGUAUAUAAACGGAUCUGUCUCGUCUGGACUAACAGAGUUCUCUGCGUGUGUAGGAACCCUCCAAGCCCUCCCAGAAUCUCUUUAAACCUGGGAUGAAGCUAGAAGCAGUGGACAAGAAGAACCCCUACCUGAUCUGCCCGGCAACCAUCGGAGAGGUCAAAGGUAACAAGAUCUUUUUUAUUUAACCUACCUUUACCCCAUCUCUUUGGAGGACAACUUUAUUACUAUAACUAAAACUCCAUACUAUUUUUUAUUGAUUUACUAUAAUACUAUUUGUUCCUUUGCCCCCAUUUGUCGUCUGGUCGAUGUAUCUCAUUUACAUUACAUUUACAUUUUAGUCAUUUAGCAGACGCUCUUAUCCAGAGCGACUUACAGUUAGCACAUACAUUAUUUUAUCGAACCCACAACCCUGGCGUUGCAAACGCCAUGCUCUACCAACUGAGCUACAUCCCCUGCCGGCCAUUCCCUCCCCUACCCUGGACGACGCUGGGCCAAUUGUGCGCUGGGCCAUGGGUCUCCCGGUCGCGGCCGGCUACGACAGAGCCUGGAUUCGAACCAGGAUCUCUAGUGGCACAGCUCCUCUAUGUCCUACUGUUUAUUAUAUUCAUCUUUAUUUUUAGGUGAUGAGAUAUUUGUGAUGUUUGACGGCUGGAGAGGGGCCUUCGACUACUGGUGCCAGUUUGACUCCAGAGACAUAUUCCCUGUAGGAUGGUGCUCUCUGACCAGACACAGUAUCCAGCCUCCUGGUAACUUCUGUAAGUACCUCAACCUCACCACUAGAGGACAGCAGAGCCCUGCUUGC